AUGUGUACCACAAGAUAUGAUCGUGCUAUAACUGUUUUCUCUCCAGAUGGACAUUUGUUUCAAGUUGAUUAUGCUAUGGAAGCUGUAAAACAAGGCGCAACUACCAUAGGAGUGUGUGGCAAAUCUAUAGUUGUCCUUGCUGUAGAGAAGAGAUCAGUAGCAAAGUUGCAAGAAGAAAGAACUACGAGAAAAAUAUUCAUGUUAGAUGAUCAUAUCGUUAUGGCAUUUGCUGGGCUAACAGCUGAUGCCCGCAUUUUGAUUGAUAAAGCCAGAGUUGAAUGCCAAAGCUAUAAAUUAACUGUGGAAGAUCCUGUAUCUGUAGAAUACAUUGCAAGGCAUGUUGCUUUAAUCAAGCAGCGCUACACACAGAGUAAUGGUCGAAGACCAUUCGGAAUCUCAGCUCUAAUUGCUGGUUUUGAUUAUGAUGGUACUUCUCAUCUUUUCCAAACAGAUCCAUCUGGUGCUUACCACAAAUGGAUAGCAAAUUCGAUAGGCCAAAAUGCGAAAACUGUUCGAGAAUAUCUCGAAAAGAAUCAAUCUGAAGAGAUACUUGCCGAUGAUAUAGCAACAAUCAAACUUUCUAUUAAAGCUUUGUUAGAAGUUGCUAAAGGAAAAAAUUUAGAAGUUGCUGUUCUAGGGCAGGGUCAGUCUUUAAGAAUGCUGGAUGCAGAUGAAAUUAAAGGAUAUAUUACAAUUAUAGAAGAAGAGAAAGAAGAAGCCGAAAAGAAAAAGCAAAAGAAAUAA
This is a messenger RNA of Argiope bruennichi, 744 nucleotides long. RefSeq names its product proteasome subunit alpha type-7-like. Gene Ontology annotation, cellular component: proteasome core complex; nucleus; proteasome core complex, alpha-subunit complex. Gene Ontology annotation, biological process: ubiquitin-dependent protein catabolic process. Bases 1 to 744 code for a protein of 247 amino acids. The record is from RefSeq and is a predicted model, not a curated record. NCBI's taxonomy places the organism in Eukaryota, Metazoa, Arthropoda, Arachnida, Araneae, Araneidae. The transcript has a single exon.